This is a messenger RNA of Calypte anna (Anna's hummingbird), 2106 nucleotides long. It is a transcript of the gene MTAP, whose product is annotated as methylthioadenosine phosphorylase. Bases 210 to 1232 code for a protein of 340 amino acids. Gene Ontology annotation, biological process: nucleoside metabolic process. The record is from RefSeq and is a predicted model, not a curated record. Lineage: Eukaryota; Metazoa; Chordata; Aves; Apodiformes; Trochilidae. Gene Ontology annotation, cellular component: cytosol. The transcript is spliced from 8 exons. Gene Ontology annotation, molecular function: S-methyl-5-thioadenosine phosphorylase activity.
UAGGGCUGGAAGGAAGGAGCCUUUCCCCGCCUAUCGCCUUCCCUCCCGAGGCGGCUCCGGGCGUGCUGAGCGAGAGGACGUGGUCCACCUUCCCCCUUGGUGCUGCCUCUCGCUCGCUGUGCUCUUCCCCGUUGCCAUCUCGCCUGCCCUGCGCCCCGCCGGCAGUGGGUCUGGGAGCACGGCGGCCCUCGGGCGGGAGAGAGGCCGCCAUGUCGGGGAGCGUCGGGCCGAGGCCCCUCCCCGGGACUCCGCUACCCCGUUCGGGCCCGCUCGGCCGCGGGGCGGGCAGUCCCGGCUCGGCACGCCGUGACCCGCCCGGCUCUCCCGGAACCUCUGCCCGCUGCGCCCGGUUGAGCUCUCCUCAAGAUGAAAGCCGGAGGCCUCAGAUCCUCACGGUUCCGGACCCGGCUGCGAUUGGAAUUAUUGGUGGAACUGGCCUGGAUGAUCCGGAUAUCUUAGAAGGAAGAACAGAAAAAUACGUUGAUACUCCUUAUGGCAAGCCAUCUGAUGCUUUGAUAUUGGGAAAGAUAAAAAAUGUGGACUGUGUGCUGUUAGCAAGACAUGGAAGGCAUCAUACAAUUAUGCCAUCAAACAUCAAUUACCGUGCCAAUAUCUGGGCAUUAAAAGAGGAAAAUUGUUCACAUGUACUAGUGACUACUGCCUGUGGUUCAUUACGCGAGGAGAUACAACCUGGUGAUCUUGUCAUAAUUGACCAGUUCAUUGACAGGACAACUCAAAGACAUUGUACUUUGUAUGAUGGGCAGCAUUCCAGUCUUUCAGGAGUUUGUCACGUUCCAAUGGCAGAACCGUUCUGCGCCAAAACCAGAGAGGUUCUUAUUGAGACUGCCAAGAAGCUUGGACUCCAGUGUCAUUCCAAGGGAACAGUGAUCACAAUUGAAGGCCCACGCUUCAGUUCUCGAGCAGAAAGCUUGAUGUUUCGCAGCUGGGGAGCUGAUGUUAUCAACAUGACCACAGUGCCUGAAGUGGUUCUUGCAAAAGAAGCUGGAAUGAGUUAUGCUAGUAUUGCCAUGGCAACAGAUUAUGACUGCUGGAAGGAGCAUGAAGAAGCAGUUUCAGUGGAUAAGGUUUUAAAGACACUUAAAGGGAAUGCAAAUAAGGCUACUAGCAUACUCCUAACAGCUAUACCUCAGAUAGGUUCCAUGGAAUGGACAGAUACCCUGCACACCCUGAAAACAACAGUGCAGUGUUCAGUCAUUCUGCCAAAGCAGUAACAACCUGGAUGGACCUUGAAGUUUGAGCAUUCACAAGGAACAGGGGAUCACUUUGGAACUUCCAGAGGUUACAGUAUCUUCAAAAAAAUGUACAAGUAUAAAAAGAAUUGAGUAAACAUUGACCAAUAAUGGAUGGUAAUGAUUGAUAAUGUAUAAGAUGGCUAAAGUUAGAUUUUGAGUGUGUUUUAAAUUCAGAAUAGCUUUACUGUCAAGCUGGAUCAGGCAGCAGCCAAAGGAAAAAGUCACUAGGGAGUUGGCAUGCUCUGUUAAGUGAUACUUUUUAGUUGAUGGACAAAGGAAAAGGGUAGGUAAUAUUAUGUUUUGGUUUCAUAAAAUAAGAUCUAAGAAAGCAGAUUCACAGAUCAUGCUACAUGCUUUGCUAUUUCCGCCUUCCAGCUUCUCUCUCAACAAGGCAGAUGGUUACAAUUCGCUUCAGAAAUAUACCAGAAAAACCAAACAGACUAUUUCAAAAUAGAAUUAUUUUUUGCAUACUAUUUUUAUACAUUAUCCAUAUUUUUCUUUCAGUGGUUUUUUUUACAAGCACUAGUUUUUGUUUGUGUGGUAAAAGACAUGGUUUAAUAAUUGUGGUGAUUCCUUCACAGCAGAAGUUGUCUAAUAAAUGAAUGGUUUCAUUUUAAAAAACUCAGUAAUGCCUUCCAGUUUGUGCCUGAAGAUGUACUAAUGUGACUUGUAGAUCUGCACAAAAAGUACUCUGCUGCCUGUGUCCUGAACACUGUGCUGGCGUUUUGCUGCUCCAGUGACCUGAACAACAUUGUUUUAGUUUCACUUUGAAGUGAUGAAUGUGCUUGAGUGCUUUGAAUGUAUACAUUUCAUUUUCUAGUACAAUUUUACUUAAAUAAAAUAAUGUGCUGCU